Molecule: messenger RNA, 1062 nt
Organism: Lottia gigantea (owl limpet)
Lineage: Eukaryota; Metazoa; Mollusca; Gastropoda; Lottiidae
Exons: 2
Coding region: 1-1062 (353 amino acids)
Molecular function (GO): nucleotide binding; nucleic acid binding
Source: RefSeq, a predicted model, not a curated record
AUGGAUGAAAUUUGUAAUGUAUUAAAGGAAUAUACAGAACUUGAAAGUAAUAACAUAAUUGAUUUAUUUAAAGAAUACAGCGCAAACACUAAAGAUAAAACAGAGGUUCACUCAAAACUUAAAAAUAUAAAAUGUACUAAACUAAUGCCAUUUGAUUCUAACGGUUUAUACGCUUCAGCGAUGUCGUAUUUAGAGUGUGAAUAUCCUAAAGCGGAAAGUGGUAGACCAUUUUUACCAGAAGAAGACUCUUGUAAUUCCUUGUAUGGUAAAUCUAUUCAGAAGGAUAUAACUACAUCGAAACAUCUAUGGAGUGAAGCAACUUUAAAAGCCAAAUUCGAUUCACAUGCCAAAAACUAUGAAAAAAUGAAUGAGACUCAAUACAUCGUUGAGAUAGAAGAAGAAGAAAAAGAAAUAUCUGAAACUAAAUCUACUACACGACUAACCCCUAGUCAUUUGGGAUCAUUCGUAUUAUCUCACAGUAAAAAAAUAAUGAAUAAUUUUAUUCAUGUAAUAGAUGGAUUUUAUAGACCGGAAAUAUACUAUACCGAUACUGAUAGUUUAUACAUUUCAUCUAGCAAUUGGGAAAAAUUAAAUGAAGCUGGAUUAGUUUCUGAAAAUGAAUAUUGUAAAGGAAAGAAUGAUUACGGCGAUGGUGGAAUCAUAUUUGGUUUAUAUUUAGCACCAAAAGUUAAAUACAAUAUUAUUAUAACUUCUGGUGGUGUUUUAAAAGAAAAGAAAACAUUUAAAGGUUAUUCUAAUGAUAAGAUAACUGUAGACGAUUACAUUCGGUUGGCUAGUGGACAUGAUAUAUCAAAUAAAUUUAAGGAAAAAUGGAAAAAAAGUUUCAUAAAUGGAGUAAUUAUUCCAAAGGAUGAUGAUCAACAAAAAAAAGUUUUUAGAAGUUAUUUGAAUCUUGUAAAGAGAAAGCCACCAAAUAGUGAAGGAAUCAUGUAUCCUUAUAGUAAUAAAGAUGAGUAUAGUUUGGAUGAAAACUAUGAAUUUGAUGAUUUUGAUUACCUUACUAUUCAAGAAGAGAAUGAAGAGUGUUUAAUUACUCAAUAA